UAAGUAAAAACGGAGCUGGGGGGACGCACGACAACAUCAUAGGUGCAGUGGAAAGUGGCUCCUGUUCUGCUCCUUUUUCACUUUUGGAACUUGAAGCAAAGAGAGGUCCUAGGAUUCAGUCAGGAAGAAGUCGAGAUUCUAUCACGCGUGCGUAAAACUAAACAGUCUUACAUUUUGGAUUUGAAUCACUUUAAAGUAUCGAAAUUGUGGAAGUGGAGUCGUUUUGUACCCCGUGCGCACCAGCUUUUCUAAUGACGGCAGAAGUUCAGCAGCCUUCAGCACAGACUCCUGCUCAGAGCAGCCCAAUGUCUGUGCCUGAAAAAAACCACGCUCAAACGGCGGUGAUGGAAAGCGCGUCCUCCACGACAAAAACCAAAAAGACGAACGCGGGGAUUCGUAGACCGGAGAAACCCCCCUAUUCGUACAUCGCUUUGAUCGUAAUGGCAAUACAAAGCUCCCCCACCAAACGCCUCACACUAAGUGAAAUCUACCAGUUCCUACAGAGUCGUUUCCCGUUUUUCCGAGGCUCAUACCAAGGAUGGAAGAAUUCCGUGCGUCACAACUUGUCUCUGAACGAAUGUUUCAUAAAGCUACCCAAAGGGCUAGGUCGGCCAGGGAAAGGCCACUACUGGACUAUUGACCCAGCCAGUGAGUUCAUGUUUGAAGAGGGCUCCUUUAGAAGACGACCCAGAGGUUUUAGACGUAAGUGCCAGGCGCUUAAGCCCAUGUAUAGCAUGAUGAACGGCCUGGGUUUCAACCACAUCCCGGAGUCAUACAACUUCCAGAGCGGCGGCGGGGGCCUGUCCUGUCCCCCUAAUAGCCUGUCACUGGACAGUGGCAUUGGCAUGAUGAACGGCCACUUGGCGGGUAACAUGGAAGGUAUGGCGUUGUCCGGUCAUUCGAUGUCGCAUUUGUCGACCAACAGUGGACACUCUUAUAUGGGGAAUUGCCCAGGAUCCACGGGGAGUGAAUACCCUCAUCACGACAACUCAGCAUCUCCUUUGCUCGCGAGCGGAGGCAUCAUGGAGCCGCACCCGGUGUACUCCAGCUCCGCAUCAGCGUGGGCCCCCACGCCGUCCGCUUCUCUCAAUAACGGAGCUUCGUACAUUAAACAACAGCCCCUGUCUCCAUGUAAUCCGGGAACGAACCCUCUGCAGCCAAGUCUACCCACACAUUCUCUCGAACAGCCAUACCUGCAUCAGAAUGGACACAGCACCACAGAUUUGCAAGGUAUCCCGCGUUACCAUUCCCAAUCUCCAAGCAUGUGCGACCGAAAGGAGUUCGUCUUCUCUUUUAACGCCAUGACGUCCUCGGCCAUGCACUCCCCGGGCAGCGGUUCGUACUACCACCACCAGCAGGUCUCCUACCAGGACAUCAAACCAUGCGUGAUGUGAUCACAUAGGCUACGUGGAAACCAUUAGAAAGGCAAAUUUGUGCCAAGAAACCACUGAAAGACGGGCCGUGGAGUAGCAAGGACUACACGUUUUACGCACGGCCAAAAUACAGACGCAGCCAUUUAUUUUGUAAUAAUAUGAUAGUAAUAAUAAUAUUGUCAUGAUCCUUGACUUCAGCGAGCAGAAACUGUAAAAUUGCUGCUGUUUGGUACCGAAUUCUGGAAAACCAGCUGUCCACCUUCAUUUUGAGACAAUUGUAAAUGUCCAUUUUCAUUUUAUUACUAUAUUUUAUCGUCAACAUUUCAAAUGCAGACUCUCCUUGGAGUUAACACUUGGACGCUACAUAACGUUGCAUGUCCUACAGACUGUGUACAGAUUAUGAAGGCACUUUUUGAAUAACCCAUAAACGCGAAUUAUUUAUUCUGGGCCUGCGUAUUUUAACUAGAUUGGCAAAGGUUUAUUGGCAAUAUUUGUCAGAACGCGCAAAAUUGUUUAUAAUGAAAAUGAAGUAUAUAUUGUAAGCACUGUUGUUGUUUGUGGUAAAUAUUCUGUAGUCUAUAAAAUAAUUCCUUGCAGCACUGUAAUGU
This is a messenger RNA of Boleophthalmus pectinirostris (great blue-spotted mudskipper), 1981 nucleotides long. RefSeq names its product forkhead box F1 (gene foxf1). The transcript has 2 exons. The record is from RefSeq and is a predicted model, not a curated record. NCBI's taxonomy places the organism in Eukaryota, Metazoa, Chordata, Actinopteri, Gobiiformes, Gobiidae. The coding region runs from base 252 to 1394 and encodes 380 amino acids. Gene Ontology annotation, cellular component: nucleus. Gene Ontology annotation, biological process: regulation of transcription by RNA polymerase II; animal organ morphogenesis. Gene Ontology annotation, molecular function: RNA polymerase II cis-regulatory region sequence-specific DNA binding; DNA-binding transcription factor activity, RNA polymerase II-specific.